Diuraphis noxia (Russian wheat aphid) is the source of this 1738-nucleotide messenger RNA. Its product is annotated as lysosomal proton-coupled steroid conjugate and bile acid symporter SLC46A3-like. Gene Ontology annotation, biological process: transmembrane transport. The record is from RefSeq and is a predicted model, not a curated record. Gene Ontology annotation, cellular component: membrane. NCBI's taxonomy places the organism in Eukaryota, Metazoa, Arthropoda, Insecta, Hemiptera, Aphididae. Gene Ontology annotation, molecular function: transmembrane transporter activity.
CAGCAAGACAUGACGCUGAGUUGAAGCGAUGAGUUGAUAAAUACAGCGUGUGUUGCUUAUUAAUAUUUUUAUUAGAUACAGACGAUUUGGAAUUAGUAUUUCAUAGGGAGGAGUAUGAUAUAAGUGAAUAUUACUCGUAAAUCGCAAUCAUGACGAUAAAAAAACAUCAGGAUAUGGCGUGCCUGCCAACCACUGACGCCGAUACGGAUGAACACGAGUGGCAGAAAAUGAGUUUCACGUCCAAGGUGUCGUUCAUGGCCCGGAACGUGACGGUAGAACCACUGUUGGCUCUGUUCCAACUGUCCAUGAUCAUUUCCAGCCUGACCACACAAAACCUGAACAUGCAAAAGGCUUGCCGAGUAAACCUGAGACUGGGCGAGAAGGUGUGUUUUGCCCUGGAGAACAAGAACUCCACAUUUUAUCGGGACGAAGAAUUGGCAGUGCAGCAGUUGGUGACCAAGAUGAUGCUCUGGCAAAGUCCUAUCCAGAACUUGAUGCCGUGCGUCCUGGUGAUGUUCGUCGGUUCGUGGAGCGACCGGAACCAGAAACGGAAACCGUUUAUGUUGUUUCCAAUAAUCGGCGAACUAGUGCGCAAUGUCGGACUGGUCAUCUGCGUGUACUUCUUUUACGAGUUGCCGAUGGAGGUAGCAGGUAUCGUCGAGUCGGUCCCAUCGGCCGUUACGGGUGGCUUACCGAUAUUAAUGCUGGCCGUGUUCGCCUACGUGGGGGACAUAAGCACGGUUAAAAAUAGAACUGUUCGAGUUGGCUUCGUAAGUUUAAUUUUUUCGAUCACUAUCACCAUUGGGACAGCGUUAUCCGGCAUCAUGUUUCGAGAUUACGGUUUUUACGGAGUGUAUAUUAUAUCCACUGUAUUGUAUUUGUUCAGUUUCAUAUACUGUAUAAUUGUUAUCAAAGAUAUGAAGUCCGAUGUUGUAGAAAAAUAUCAUGAGUCCAAUAUUGCCGUUGGAUACUGCAAAAAAUCAGCUUUUCUUGCGAUAGUCGAUUUCUUUGACUUAAAACACGUGAAGAAAGCGGUUCAAGUUACAUUUAAGCGAGGAGAUGACAACAACAAUAGAUCUGACAUUAUAUUGUUGUUUGUUAUCAUGGUCAUUAUAUUGGGUCCUAUGAGUGGUGAACAAAUAUUGAUGUAUUUGUUGGUACGAGUUAAAUUUAACUGGAAUGAAGUAGAUUUCAGUUUUUUCUCCACAUAUUUAUAAAUUUUAGGUAUUGCAUUCACACUGUGCAUUUUUGUUAAGCGUUUUGGUAUUGACGACAGACUGCUUGGAGCAAUUGGAUGUUUGAGCAAAGGAUUGGCUUCAUUUGUUUACGCMUUCGCCCCGACCGAAUUCUUAUUCUAUMUAGGUCCAAUCGUGGACAUUUUCCACGGUACGGCACUUGUUGCAUUUAGAUCAAUACUUUCAAAACUUGUUCCUGCAAACCAACUUGGUCAAGCGUUGGCGGUAUCUUCACUCGUCGAAACCAUAGUUCCUGCAAUAUUCAGACCACUGUACAAUGUGAUUUAUUAUAAGACAUUAGACUUUCUACCUGGUGCAUUUUACAUACUCGGAGGAGUGCUUAAUAUUUCCUCCAUUUUUAUUUUUMUGUGAGUAAAUUGUCUUUAUAGUUUAUACAUAAAUAUAUUAUGCAAUAAGAUUUAAACAAAAUUUCGYUUAUGUUUAUGAGAUAUCAAACCACUAGCUAAUACUGAACAUUCAUACAGCCAUAUUAUGUAUGUCAA